Messenger RNA from Ctenocephalides felis (cat flea), 1380 nucleotides. RefSeq names its product zinc finger protein 718-like. Gene Ontology annotation, cellular component: nucleus. Gene Ontology annotation, biological process: regulation of transcription by RNA polymerase II. The transcript has a single exon. Gene Ontology annotation, molecular function: zinc ion binding; RNA polymerase II cis-regulatory region sequence-specific DNA binding; DNA-binding transcription factor activity, RNA polymerase II-specific. The record is from RefSeq and is a predicted model, not a curated record. Lineage: Eukaryota; Metazoa; Arthropoda; Insecta; Siphonaptera; Pulicidae. The coding region runs from base 1 to 1380 and encodes 459 amino acids.
AUGGAUACUACAAUAACAAAUAUUCCAGAUAAUAUAUUAACACAAUCAUAUCCUGGUGAAAUAGUUGUCACAAUGGAUUCUAAUUCAUCCCCAAUUUGUCGUGCUUGUUUAGCUGACAAAAACCUACAAAGUUUAUUCAUCGAACAAAAACAAUUAUCAGAAAAUGAGAAUUUAAUCCUAAAAAUGUUCAUUUCCUGUACAGCCCUCGAAGUGUCCCCAGACGACGAGUACCCCAAAUACAUUUGUGAUUUGUGUCUUCGAGACUUGUACAAGGCCUACGAAUUUUGGACGAAAUGUCGAAACUCUUUACAGGAAUUGGAUAAACUCAAAGGUAAAAUACAAAGUGUUUAUAUUAAAGAAGAAUUUAAAUCUUUAGGUGAUCCAAAAGAUGCUGAUACAAAUAUUUGUGAUGAUGAUAAAGUUGUGAUGGAUGUGCAAAACAAAAAUGUACAUGCAAAGUUAAGUAGUAAGGUUUUCCGAAAGACUAGAGUUAAGAAAGUUAAAGAAGACCAGGAUGCUGCUGGUGUAGUAAAACAAGAAUUAGACGAUGUUAUGGAAUUGGAUGUACAAUCUAAUCAUUCUAAUCACAGUUAUCAUGACGAUAUUGACAAUAUCAGUAACUGUGAAUACAACAUCCAUAAUGACAUCAAAAAAGAGCCCCAAGACUCCAACAAUUCACACAAAUGUACCACUUGCAACAAAAGUUAUAAAUCAUUAUACUACCUAAACAUGCACAAAAAGAAACAUUCCGGUGAACAAGUAAAACCAACCUCAAGUAUAAUCCAUUUAUGUCAACUAUGCGGUGUAGUCUUAGCCUCCAGUAGAAAUCUACGAGAACAUCUAGAAUCCCACGGUGAUUUAAGAAAAUACACUUGCAAAACUUGUGGAAAGUCCUACAAAACCAAAAGAACUUUAUACGCACACAUGGAAAUCCAUUCUAAAGAAAAAAGACACACUUGUGAACAUUGCGGUGAGAAAUUUAAAGUCAAUCAUUCCUUAAAGUGUCACAUAAAACGUCGACACUCUAAUGAAAAACCUUAUGUAUGCCAUUUUUGUUCGAAGGCUUUCAAGUUUUCUUACAAAUUAACUGAGCAUGUCCGGCAGCAUACGGGUGAAAAGCCUUAUCCUUGCAAGGAGUGCACAAUGGCAUUCACAAAUGCCGCUAGAUUGAAUGAACAUAUGUUGAAGCAUACAGGGAUUAGGAAUUAUUCUUGUCAGAUUUGUGAUAAACGGUUUUUGAAGCCCCAACAUUUGAGGGUGCAUAUGGUAACGCACACGGGGGAGUGUAGACAUAAGUGUAAAAUUUGCGAGAAGGCUUUUAAGUAUCAACAGAUGCUGAAGAAUCAUAUGAAAGUGCAUAGUGAAGAACCUACCAUGUAA